GAGUCGGCUGCUCUGCUUCCGAACACUGCGCCUUCUGAGGUGUCGUUAUGUUCUUUGCGUGCCACGCAGCCCUUGGUCGGAGAUGAUCGGAAGCUGGCCGGGGCGCAGAGAGGCGUGACGGUCAGUCAAGGCUUGUGUGCGAGAAGUGGUGAUCUUCGUGGCAGGACUGUGGCAUCGGGAGUUGGAGGAUGCCAAGCGAUGUUCAAGUCGAAUGCGGUUGGCAGACGAACCAGUGUUUCUUCCGAGAUACUGAAUUGUACGCAGUAUUCGCUCGACAUGGGUGACUGGCGAAAUGGCAUCGCGUCUGACUACGAGUCUGACUUUGUUAUCAGGAGAUUCACCUUCUAAUUUUCAUGCGCAAUCACUGUCGGGACCUUUUUUCAUUCUUCGCACAAGUGUGAUAAAAAUACUACUCAAAUGGGGUCGCAAUCACACUGAGCUCUAUUGCAC
Messenger RNA from Mycena citricolor, 450 nucleotides. The record is from the annotation of a GenBank genome assembly. NCBI's taxonomy places the organism in Eukaryota, Fungi, Basidiomycota, Agaricomycetes, Agaricales, Mycenaceae.